AUGUCUACUGUGUUGCAAAAAGGUGCUACGAAUGCGACCGAUUCCUCUUUGACGAUACUUAGAGCAAGAAUUGCUUUACUGGCAACAGCCAUUGGUGGGCCAGAUUAUACUUCUCAGGUUGACCCGCCCCCUUAUAAGCUAGGUGAUGACUGUUUAGCGUGCUUGAAGGACUUGAAAAGAUGGUUUAAAUUGGUAGAUGACAAGCAGAGAAGAUGGGAUGUGGCAAUGGCAGUGGCUGAGUACCGCAUCUUGACGGAUGAUUUGUUACCCAUUCUGAUAGACUGGGAAAAUAAAUGUUCCCUGGCGGCUAAGCUUGCUAAGAAUAACCCAAAUCACGAAGAAUUUAGAAACAAGGCUUAUUACGAUAAAAUUGCCCUGAAUUGUCUGCAGUUAUUAGUCCUUAUGACCUGGCCCUUAAUCAUCACGGAUCAGUCGUCGUCAAACCAAAUAUCUGUCUAUAGUGAAUUAAAGAAGCAUCAAUUGAUCUACAAGAAGGCAAUUCUAACUACGGAAAGUGGGAAAGUGCUAAGAGCUGCUAUUCGAUUGGCUCUGGACGUUAUCAAGAUCGAGCGAUUAUCAAGAACCCCUAGAGAUAAUAUGGUUCUCAAAUUGGUCUUGAAUUUUUUCAGGAAUGUCAUUGCCAUAGAGCCUGGCGAAUUCACUAUUAACACCAAGAGAAGUAUGCCUAGAAAAGGUAUCACAUCCAUCGACACUUUGCCACCAAAUGUUUCUAUGGAUGACGUCUCCUUAAACACGGUAACUUCUUCAUUUCAUAAAAACAAGGUAUUUGGCUUACUCUUAACUCUUUCUAGUUCGCUAUCGAAAGAAUUCGAUCAGGACUUUAUCAACAUCCCACUUUUGGAAGUUAUGUUCUAUCUUACUAAAGACGUUAAUCAAGUAUUGUUGUUUCCCCAACAGUCUGACUCUAGAGCACGCUCAAGCCUCGUGAAAAGUAAUAUAAGUGACUUUACCAAUAAUGUCACAAGUGCAGGGUUUGAGCUAUCUAAAUUACUACAAAAGGAACAUCAAAUGAGAAAAAAUGUCAUCAAACAUACAUCGGCAAGACACUCACGAUUUGGCGGUCUCUUAUCUAUACAAACUGCUGACAAAACUAGACUAACUGUUUCUGGAAGCCAAGCUCUUGUGGAUGAAAAAAUUGCAUUUCAGAAACUGGAUGACAGUAAAAAAUGGAAUAAAAGAAUAGCUCAAAAGCAUGAAUCUGUGGUAACUGAAGGCUUGCCAAACAGUUUGUUAAAUUCACAAACUGGCAAAUCUAUUUUUUUCACCGAAUCUAAUGGUAAGUAUUAUAAAGAAUUCAUCAACAAUUUUAUUGAUUCAGGCUUUAACAUCCUAUUACAUAGUGUGACGAACUAUUUCACAACGGAACAGGAUAGAAUGGUUACUUUGGAGCAAGUGGAAUAUUUGCUUUUUUUUGCAUGGUUUAUCAAGUAUCAGUUAUUUAGAUCCAAGAUGGACAAUUCUCCAGGCCUAAGUCAGGUCUCCGAAGCCUUAAGGGAGGUAUCUUUCAUUCUCAUGUCUUCUCUUUUAAGAAAUGCAUAUGACCUGAAAAACUGGGUAGUGACACAUGCAGGUAUGAUUGCAUUUAACGAACUCUUGAACCUCGUUUUUCACACAAAAUCUGUUCAGGAGGAAGAUUCCGUUGAUGUAGAAUUCAUUGUGAGUAGACUUUUCAGUGACGAAAGAAUACAAUUAUUAUCAAACCUGCCGAAAAUUGGUUCAAAGCAUUCGCUUCAGUUCAUGAAAAGUUGCAUUGAGUUAACACACUCAGUAUUGAAAGUAUUAGAACAAUAUUCCAAUAAUAAAGCUUUAGUGGUUGAAGGAAAAUCAAAACGGCAAAAGAGGCUCAAUAUUUCUGAGGAUGAUAUUACUAAAAUAAUAGAAGAAGAAAACGUGGACAGAGACGAAGCGCUUGAUAUUCUAACCUCUAGUUUAAGAACUGUAGAAGUUAGCUUUCAGAAAGUACAGAGCAAUUAUAUGACGGAACCUGUAAUAGAAACCUAUAUUAAUUUCCUUCAAAGAUUCCGUGAACUUGAAGACGACUCCAUUAAAAAAGUCUUUUCUUUUUUUCACAGAGUAUUCGUACAAGCGAAAGAACAAGCAUUGUUAUUUAGGUUUGAUUUGAUAAUAUUAUUGAGAGAUAUGCUUUCUCCCGACGGAUUGAAUAGAAUGUCUCGCUCAAGAAAAUAUGUAAGCCAAUUUUCAGAUUACUUUCUUUCCAGAUUGAAGAAAAGGUUGAAGAAGUCACCUGCUUGGUUUGUUGGAUUACUUUUUCCACCUUUACACAACAGUGAAGUUGGAUUUUACCAAAGGUACGGUGAACGCAAUGUCAUCAAUACCGAGACAAUCUAUGCUUCCCCCAUAUCACAAUUCAAACCCAUUCCUGAUGAAGAGGCCUUGCCACCCUCCAUUUUAUUGGAUAUGAAGUAUGGGAUUUUAGUCUCCACAUUACUUGAUGAUGGAAAGGUUGAGCUUUUGGAUCAAUUACUCAAACACAUAACUCACACAUUGGAUAUUUUCAAAUCGUGGUUAAGUGUAAAUGUAAAUGCUAAUAGAGAAACAAUGAACACACCAAACGAGUAUCUUGUAUUGACAGGUACGCUUGAUAAUGACCCUAUUUUUAGAGACAGAGAUUAUAGGGCGUUGUUAUCAUUAAUAGGGUAUUCCAUCCCUCAUAAGAUCGAUGAACCAUGCUUUCUGGCAGGGACUAUUGAGAUCUCCGAUUUAACUGUCGCGUAUGAACUAGUAAAGAAAUAUAUGUCAACACCAUUUGAAACGCCAAACGGGCUGCCCUCCUCUUCUUAUCUUCAAAGACCUCGUUUGGUAAAAGAAAAUACCCCUUAUGAGCAGGAUGAAUGGAAAGGAAAUGAUGAUUACGACUAUAAUGAUCCCUACAUUGUUGCGGAUGAUCAAUUUGUCUCAGAAAGCGAUGCAGCCUACUUCAAGGACUUGGAUAAUAAUUCUUUAGAUCAAGUUAAAGAAACCAAACUCAGCAAAGGAAUUGCGAGGUCAAAGAAGAGAGAUAAGAAAAAAGGGAAGAAAAGGGCAACUAGGACUAAAUUGCCAACAUAUGGUAAUGAAGACGACCAAAGACCGCAUUCCGUUAGAGAACGCCAUAGUGUAUUCAGUAAAGAAUUUAUUAGUGAUUCGGAGGAUGAUGAGGAUUUGAUGAACCCUAUUUUUUUUGAAAAUGAAACGUACAUGAGAUGGUUACUAGAUAAAUAUAAUGGCCAACUGACCGAAGAUAGAUAUAUUCAAUUUGCUAAAUUUGCUUCAGAAAGAAUGACUAAUCGAGGUGUUGUGAAAGGAGAUUAUACAAGUUUGUUUGAUGGUGUAAUACCAAGCAUUGAUAGUAUAAGAGCCGCAGAAAGCGGUUCUUUUGCGCCAGACAAAAGCCUUAUUUCCUUGGCAAGUCAUGUAGCAUCCGAAAUGUUGGCUCUUGAUGUACAUAAUAAUUCCGAACUUUCAGAUGAAGAUGUUAACUCAGAAUCUGAAGAUAAUGAAGGCUCGCCUUUGUUAUCAGAUUCACUGAUCAAGGUCCGAAAUGACGAGCAAAACACAAAAGAAUUUAAAAAACGUGCUCUAGAGAGAAACAUAGUCGAUGGGAGCGACGAAGAUGAGGAAGCCAUUCGGAUUUCCGCCAAAAAACCUAAAAUAUAUAUGAAUCAAGAUGAGAGUGAUGAUGAAUGA
This is a messenger RNA of Saccharomyces mikatae IFO 1815, 3708 nucleotides long. RefSeq names its product Tof1p (gene TOF1). The transcript has a single exon. Lineage: Eukaryota; Fungi; Ascomycota; Saccharomycetes; Saccharomycetales; Saccharomycetaceae. The coding region runs from base 1 to 3708 and encodes 1235 amino acids. Gene Ontology annotation, molecular function: DNA binding. The record is from RefSeq and is a predicted model, not a curated record. Gene Ontology annotation, biological process: DNA replication checkpoint signaling; DNA repair; replication fork arrest. Gene Ontology annotation, cellular component: replication fork protection complex.